Messenger RNA from Centropristis striata (black sea bass), 1368 nucleotides. Its product is annotated as homeobox protein Dlx4a-like. Gene Ontology annotation, molecular function: DNA-binding transcription factor activity, RNA polymerase II-specific; RNA polymerase II cis-regulatory region sequence-specific DNA binding. Bases 343 to 1110 code for a protein of 255 amino acids. The record is from RefSeq and is a predicted model, not a curated record. Gene Ontology annotation, biological process: negative regulation of transcription by RNA polymerase II; embryo development; cell differentiation. NCBI's taxonomy places the organism in Eukaryota, Metazoa, Chordata, Actinopteri, Perciformes, Serranidae. The transcript has 3 exons.
AAUUCGAAGGAUAUUAAAUCAGUUUACGACCUCUCUUUUUUUGUGGGAAGUUCCUCUACGGGUUGGUUUUUUGGCUGCGCGUCGGGCCGUUCCGCGUCUCUUCUGUCUAAAUGUUGAACUGUGAUCUUUGUGGACCUUCAGCUGGAUGUAGCGGAGGGGAAACCCACCUAGAGCCGCCCCACACUCCUCUUCUCCCAGCAGGAAUACAGUGAGAUUAACCGGUGAAGGUAAAGUAAAUACUUUUCCAGACUGGUUCAUGGUGGGUUCUCUAUGAUGACCCUGGCCUGGAGGUCUUAGCUGACCCUGCUUAUUUUACCCACCACAUCACUGCCCCUCACCCCAAUGAUGACUAUGAGCUCCAUAUCGGACAGUUUAGUCCCGCCUGAUCCCUCCAAGUCGGCGUUUUUGGAGUUCGGCGGCCACGGGUACCCGGGCCACCAGCAGCCGUCCCCCGGCCUGAGCCACAACCACUACCCGGUGCACGGGCUGCACGCCGUGGGGCCCUCGCAGCACGAGGGGCCCUUCUCCUCCGGGGCCUCGUCGUACGGCCGCCCGCUGGGCUACCCGCCCUACCACAGCCCGGUCAGCGCGCACCACCCCGGGGCCUACCUGCCCUACCAGCACGGGGGGCACGGCGGCGCGCUGGGACACACCAGACUGGAGGAGGCGGACCACGAGAAGCCCACGGCGGUGAUCGAGAACGGGGAGGUGAGGCUGAACGGGAAGGGGAAGAAGAUCAGGAAGCCCCGGACCAUCUACUCCAGCCUGCAGCUCCAGGCCCUCAACCAGCGCUUCCAGCAGACCCAGUACCUGGCGCUGCCCGAGAGGGCCGACCUGGCCGCCAAACUGGGCCUGACGCAGACACAGGUGAAAAUAUGGUUCCAGAACAAGCGAUCUAAAUACAAGAAGAUCAUGAAGAACGGGCCGUGUGGACCUGAAGGAGAACACCUGGCCGCCCCGCCGCCGUCCUCCUCCUCGCCCUGCUCCUUGUGGGACAUGAGCAUGGCCGCCAAGGGCGCGCCAGUGCACUCUGGAGGAUACAUGAACAAUUUUGCUCACUGGUACCCCGGACACCAGCAGGACUCCAUGCCCAGGACUCAGAUGAUGUGACAGUCAGGGGACGCAGCAGCUCCAGGACUAACGGAUGGAUUUAUACCCGCUGGAGCUGUUAGGACACGGACAUUGUUCACGGUCGGAGACGCUCUGGAGGCACAAAUAAUAGAACUGGCAGAGAAAAAUGAUUGUGGCUUUCCCAAAAGACGAGAAAAAAGAUUAGCAAGGUUUUUGAGACGUGCACUGCAAAAAAAGUUGUAUUUUUUGCCUAAAACAGUGAUUUAAGUUGGUAAAACUUGGAAAUAUAAAUGAUUG